AUGCCUGUCUUUUUUGCUUUUGCAGUGGAGCACAUUCCCAAAGGGAACAACUGCCUGGAUGCGGCCAAGGCCUGCAACCUCGACGACACCUGCAAGAAGUACAGGUCUGCAUACAUCACCCCGUGCACCACCAGCAUGUCCAAUGAAGUCUGCAACCGACGCAAGUGCCACAAGGCCCUCCGGCAGUUCUUCGACAAGGUCCCGGCCAAGCACAGCUACGGAAUGCUCUUCUGCUCCUGCCGGGACAUCGCCUGCACAGAGCGGAGGCGACAAACCAUUGUGCCUGUGUGCUCCUACGAAGAGAGGGAGAAGCCCAACUGUUUGAAUUUGCAGGACUCCUGCAAGACGAAUUACAUCUGCAGAUCUCGCCUUGCGGAUUUUUUUACCAACUGCCAGCCAGAGUCAAGGUCUGUGAGCAGCUGUCUGAAGGAGAACUACGCUGACUGCCUCCUCGCCUACUCGGGGCUUAUUGGCACAGUCAUGACUCCCAACUACAUAGACUCCAGUAGCCUCAGCGUGGCCCCGUGGUGCGACUGUAACAACAGCGGGAAUGACUUGGAAGAGUGCUUGAAAUUUUUGAAUUUCUUCAAGGAUAAUACAUGUCUUAAAAAUGCAAUUCAAGCCUUUGGCAAUGGCUCUGAUGUGACUGUGUGGCAGCCAGCCCUCCCAGUACAGACCACCACUGCCACCACCACCACAGCCUUCCGGGUCAGGAACAAGCCCCCGGGGCCAGCAGGUUCUGAGAAUGAAAUCCCCACUCAUGUUUUACCACCUUGUGCAAAUUUACAGGCACAGAAGCUGAAAUCCAAUGUGUCGGGCAGUACACAUCUCUGUCUUUCUGAUCCUGGUUAUGAAAAGAACGGCCUCGCUGGUCCUUCCAGCCACAUCACCACGAAAUCCAUGGCUGCUCCUGCAAGCUGCGGUCUGAGCCCACUGCUGGUUCUCGUGGUAACUGCUCUGUCCACCCUAGUCUCUUUAUCUUUGGCGGAAACAUCAUAGCUGCAUUUAA
Molecule: messenger RNA, 1009 nt
Organism: Galeopterus variegatus (Sunda flying lemur)
Lineage: Eukaryota; Metazoa; Chordata; Mammalia; Dermoptera; Cynocephalidae
Product: GDNF family receptor alpha-1
Exons: 6
Coding region: 1-999 (332 amino acids)
Biological process (GO): nervous system development
Cellular component (GO): signaling receptor complex; external side of plasma membrane
Molecular function (GO): signaling receptor activity
Source: RefSeq, a predicted model, not a curated record